Molecule: messenger RNA, 1083 nt
Organism: Orbicella faveolata
Lineage: Eukaryota; Metazoa; Cnidaria; Anthozoa; Scleractinia; Merulinidae
Product: trichohyalin-like
Source: RefSeq, a predicted model, not a curated record
AUGAAGAUAUCUAACGGCAGCGAGUUUACUAAAGCUUUCGCUGCACUGUAUGCAAAUAAAGCUGGUUGCUCUUGUUCAGAUAAUGCAAGGUUUUUGCUAACUGCCAUUAAGAUCAUGUACUUAUCAUUUGUGAAAAACACAUACUACAACGGUGGGGAAUUAGUGAGAAAAAUUCGCAAAACAAACUCAGUCAACUCAGCUGAUGUCCUUACGGCUGCUGGGGAAUCCAGCCAAACUGAUCCUACUGCAUUCAUUGAACAACAGCAUCAGAUUUUUAAUGAAAUAAGGCUGUCCAGGGAAAAGGGUCAACAAGAAGAAAACUGGCAACGACCAUUAAGUGAGAUGGAAGAGCGGGUGAAAAGACUAGAAGAGCAACUGAGAGAGAAAGACCGUGAAUUAGAAAACUCUGAAAGAUUAUCGAGCGAAAGAGAACAGCACUUGACAAAUAUUCAAAGGCAAUUGCGGGAAAAAGAGUUACAAGAGGCCAGCUUACAUGAACAGCUGAGAGAAAAAGACCAACAAGAGCAGAACUCAAAAAAACAAUUAAGGGCGAUACAACAACAGCUGAAAGAGAAAGACGAACAGGAAGAGAAUUUACUGCGAGAGAUGGUACAACUGCUGAGAGACAAAGACGAGCAACGAGAGAAUUUUCAGGACCGUCUAAGAGAGAUGGAACAAUGGCUAAGAGAGGGAGAAGAUCAAAAAGAUAAUUUACAAAGACAACUUAGAGAGAUGGAACAAGAGCUAACAAACCUACAAGGACAAUUUCGAGAUAAAGAGGGCGAAACGGCUAAUUUACAGGAACAAGUUACUACACAAGAACGACAACUGAGGGUUAAAGACCAGCACGUAAGUGAAUUGGAGAUAACUCUUUCAACAGCUCAGCAAGCGUUGAGUGAACACCAACGCCGACGGGUCACACCUGACUGGGUCAUUUCCCGAGAUCAAAUUCAGCUGACAGAUAAAUUCCUUGGUAAGGGAGGCUGGGGAAGUGUUGUCGAGGGGAAAUACUGUGGCUGUUCUGUAGCAGUGAAGCCACAUUACCUUUACAACUGCCUAAAAUUAUCUACCUUUUUCGUAUAA